UGCAGUUCCUAUGGCUCAAUACUGAAAUUUGUGCAUGAAAAAGCUGUCUCAACCAGAUCGAAAGCGAGAAUGAAGAGGAAGCGCUCCGGUAGCGACAGUCGGGCUCCCCAAGGUUUGUGUGUCGUUUGUCAACUGCCCGGUGUCCGGAGGCCGUAUGUGACCUACUGGCAAAGCAACGUCAUUUCGCUACGCCAUUAUAAGGGGCUAAUAAUAACACUCCAGCGCAGAGCAGCUAAACUGUUGAAUAAAGAGCUACCCCAAUUGCAGGCCUACCGGUACUUUUUCAAAUGUGAAUCAUCCGACUUUCCUCCCGGUGUUGUAUACCAAGAAUGCUGCAAUGAUGAGGCAUUUGUCCCUCAGUGGAGAGGAAUUGUGUGGGGCAAAAUGGAAUUGAACGAAUCCUCUCCAUCUUAGCCGUUUGGCACAAUCAAUUCCUCAAGGUGUUCCAGCUCAUUCAUGUGACAGUGUGCCAGUAGUACCGGUAGUACGCUUUCUAUGUAAACAGUGUGAUUUUUAUUCCUGCCUAUUACGAAUACAAGAUGAGGAGCUCUUUGUUCUGGUGAAAACGAA
Dicrocoelium dendriticum is the source of this 570-nucleotide messenger RNA. NCBI's taxonomy places the organism in Eukaryota, Metazoa, Platyhelminthes, Trematoda, Plagiorchiida, Dicrocoeliidae. The record is from the annotation of a GenBank genome assembly.